Sinocyclocheilus anshuiensis is the source of this 2478-nucleotide messenger RNA. RefSeq lists its product as uncharacterized. Gene Ontology annotation, cellular component: THO complex part of transcription export complex. Gene Ontology annotation, biological process: mRNA export from nucleus. The transcript is spliced from 15 exons. The coding region runs from base 1 to 1494 and encodes 497 amino acids. The record is from RefSeq and is a predicted model, not a curated record. NCBI's taxonomy places the organism in Eukaryota, Metazoa, Chordata, Actinopteri, Cypriniformes, Cyprinidae.
AUGGAACAGACAAGACAGAGCAGGAAUGGAGAGGUUUCACCAUCAGACCUGAAGGAUCUUCCUGCUGAAAGUUCUCACAGCAGUGCAGAUAACUCAUCAACUGAGGAGAGCUCGGAGGAAGAGGAAGCCCCUGAGGAGGAAGAGGAAAGAGAUUCAGACUCCGGCACGAAACCCAGAGCAGAGAAUCUCACUGCCUCAGACGAGCCGCUUGAGUCCUGCUGUGAGAAGUGCAGAGCUCUGAAGAAUCCCAAAUUCGAGCUCGUCACCCCUAGGAAAAUGUCUAGAGAUCGGCUGCAGCUGCAGCUGGAUGCGGAGGGUGUGUAUGAGUGUUCAGACACGGGGCUGGUGUUCGAGGUCUCUCAGAGCGUCAAGAUCACCUACUGUGUUCUCUCCUGGAGCACGUUUAGCACCUACUUGACUGGAUCCUGGAAAUUUGCUGGUCCCAUUUUUGACGUGGACUGCGAUCCGUCUAUUCUCAAAUCCGUCCAGUUCCCGCACUCACUGUGUCUAGCAGCAGAUAAAGACAACGAGGUGAAGUUCAGCGUGCUGCAUGUGAAGAACAGGCGUGCUCUGAUCGAGCCCUCGGCCGAUCACUCCGGCAGUCACGUCAGGUGGAACGUGUCGUCUCUUUCGCCCGUGGGUCCGAUUGUUCAGACGUCUAAAUCAGCAGAGCAUCAUGGGGUUGUGCAGGUGUUCAAGGAGGUGGGCCAUGAGAACUCCUUCUCCUUCAGAGUUUACUUGGCUGGAAACAACUGCUCUGACAUCAAGGACAUCAGGAGGGCCGUUCGACGGGCGAACAACUGCAAGAACAACAAGAGGUACAUACAAGUAGACAAGCCGCCCACAUGCAUGCUGGAGGAGAACAGGAGGUACCGUCUCAUCAGCGAGCCCAUGGGUCACAUCACACCGGAGGACAUGCUCUUCUCUCCUGUCAUCGUGGAGGUGAAGGGAUACUUCGAGGUCUUCUUUGAGGAGAAUCCUCCCUUCAAACUGUCCUUGACAGAUGCUGACUCGGGUCAUACCGUAUGGACAGCUACCAUCAGAGAGGGAGACUGUGUACAUCAUCUAGAUGAAAACCCCAGAAAACCAUCAAAAGGCAGAAAGAGACCGAGCAGCACAUCAGAGGAAGAGCUCUGUCACAAACACAGUAAGAAAGCGCGCGGCAUUGACGUGGCCGACUGUAACGUGACGGCCGCGGCUCCGGACCUGACGGACCAGCAGCUGAUGCAGGUGGCCAAACGCAUGGGGAGGGAGUGGAAGGUCGUGGCCAUCAGCUGUCUGGGCCUCAGCAAGCAGGACCUGGAGGAGAUGGAGGCCGCCGAGGAGAGCGUGACCAUGCUGAAGUUCAACAUGCUGGAGCGCUGGAGACGACGACAGCCCAAGGGAAAAGCGGGAAUUCAGGAUCUCCACAAGUGUUUGAAGGACAACGAUGAUGUGCCGAAUGAGGUCAUUGCUGUUCUGGACGAGAUGCUACAAAAUAAUUCCGCUACAUGAGCUUCAGCUGACCGAUCGUCAGAAAUCAUUUGAACCACUGAUAGAGAGCGAUGAAGACGUGCUGAAAGAGAAGUCCUGAGGUUUGUGCUCGUACUGGAACCUGGAGCUUUCAGGAAGAACUUCAGGAGAACUGUAGAUACUCUUAGUGCAUCUGGUACAUUUUGUAUGUAGCUCUUUGUACAUUUUUAGAGAUUGUACAUAUUUGAAUGUCUUUGUAAGGAUUGUAAGUAGAGCUCAGUUUGUUUUGUUGAAUUAUGAGCCGUGAUCAUCUGCAUUGGUUUUUCAGGAACAGGGUUGAUAUUUUGAUCUCAGGUGCUGUCAUUCUCUCACGGUUAUGGACUGAUGUUUUAGUAGCGUAUGAUAUCAUGAUAUUCACGCUCCGUCCGCACGAGUGACCAUCACUGUUCACAGGGACACAGAGCUCUUGUCUUGUGACACUGGUUCAGAAUAUUUCAGCAAACGGCUGCAUUAGUUUCUCGGUCUUAUGAAAUGUUUGUUGGGUAAAUCCGCACCUCUCACGCCCCUCUCAGGGGAAUCGCUAUUCUGGAGGAAUUUGACCUGUCUUUAAAUGAAUAAACCAUGAAAAUGGUCUUUAGGAGCUUUAUUUCAGACGGUUUCUCUCCAUAUGAUGCUUGCCAAACGCCUCGUGUUCAUCUGCUGACCUCGGGACAUGUGAUGUGGAGACCGCUGGUGUUCUUCUGCUCAUCCUUCAGUCAGAAUGAACUCUGACACUGCUUUAUGAAGCUCUGAUUCUUCAUGCGCUCACAUGCUUCAUCACAGCUGACUCUUAACAUUGACGGAUAAUCUCUCCUGCUUCCCAGUCAUCACAUCACAUGAUGUGUGAACGUGGACGCUCAUGAUAAUGUUCUGACGUCAUAAACCAGAGCAUUUCAGCACAAGUUACUUUUGCAGUUUAGCUUCAAUAAACCUGUGAUGACACUCUACUUUAAGAGUCCAUAUUCAUGCGGUAGUUAAGCGUGAACA